AUGACAAGUCGAAUUCGUCGUUCAACACGAUCACGAUCAAGUUUAAAUGUUAAAUUUGCUGAUGAUCCUGAUUAUGAUGAACAUACGUUUGAAGACGAUCAGGGCGACGAUGAUGAUGACGACGACAUCGACGAACUGCCGGUGGCGCGUAUUAAACAAGAGCAACAGCGACACACUAGUCAAAAUAAUACCAAUAGCAGUAUUGUUAAAAGACGUCGCGGACGACCUUCAAAACGUGAAACGAUACAUGAUGAUGAUGUUGAAUGGCAUGCUGAACAUGAAGAAGAUUUUUCAACUGUUACGCCAGUUGAUGUUACUUUAAGUCCAUCAGGCCCCGAUGUAAAUGCAUCAGUUUAUGAAUUCAGUGAAGCAUCAAAUCGUAAAAAACUUCCAACAAUUGAUUCAUUUGGAAAUAAUAUUUCACGUGAUUCAACAAAAAAUCCAAUUAAAGUUCGUCGAGAUGAAAAACAUCUAUGUCCUUAUUGUAACUAUUGUACAGGUAAGAAAUAUCUUCUUCAACGUCAUUUGAAAUCUCAUUCAACAGAACGACCACAUAAAUGUGCUUAUUGUUCGAAUACAUUUAAAACAACAGCACAAUUACAAAAUCAUGUUAAUACUCAUCUUGGUAUAAAACCAUUUCAGUGUAAAUUUUGUGAAUAUAAAUUUACUACAAGUGGAGAAUUAAUUCGUCAUGUACGCUAUAAACAUACACUUGAAAAACCUCAUAAAUGCGAAGAAUGUGGUUAUGCGACAGUUGAAUUAAGUAAACUUCGUCGUCACAUUCGAACACACACAGGCGAAAAACCGUAUUCAUGUCCGCAUUGUUCAUAUUGUAGUCCGGAUACAUUUAAACUUAAACGACAUUUACGUGUUCAUACCGGUGAAAGACCAUAUCAAUGCACGGUAUGUAAAUUUCGUUUUACACAAAGUAACAGUUUAAAAGCUCAUAUGUUAACACAUGAAACAAAUGCACAAAAAUUUCAUUGUACAUAUUGCCCAACAGUUUUAACACGUAAAGCUGAUCUUAAGCAACAUAUGUUAAAAAAACAUGCUAAUGAUGAAGAUUUUGUAACAUGUCUUAAAUGUGAUCAAGAAUUUGCUGAUCCACAUGAAUUAAAUCAACAUAAAAAAAUUCAUCAUGGAAUGAAUAAUAAUAAUAAUCCUAAUCAUAAUUUUAAUAUACCACGUGUUCAACUUAGUUGUUCAUUGUGUACAUAUAAAACAUUUUCACAAGAUAUACUUGAUGAUCAUAUGGAUUCACAACAUCGAGAUGAUCGAACAUUUCAAUGUAAUGAAUGUGGUUUAAUGUAUGCAACUCGUGGUGAUCUUCGUCAACAUGUAACAAAAGUUCAUCGUUGUGGUAUAUAUGCAAAAAUGCCUGCUGGUGGUUUAUCAAUACGUCAACGACCAUAUUUAUCAUCAUUAAAAUCUCAGCGUUCAUCAAAUUUAUUAACAUCACCAAUAAAACAACAAAUGCGAAGACGUGAAACAGUUUAUCGUUGUUCAAUAUGUCGAAAUAAAUUUACACAUAUGCGUGCUAUUGAACGUCAUCAUUAUGAUGUACAUCAUAUUGAUCCAUUUGAUACAGAAGCUAUGAAAAAUUCAACUAUUAUUGAUGAAGAAGAUGUUGAAGAUGAUUAUGAACAACAUCAUCAAGAACAACAACAACAACAAUUAAUUGAUGUUAAUCAAGUUCAACAAGAUAUUAAUCAUCGAGAUGAAGAUGAACAAAUGGCUAUUAUACAAUUUCGUAAUCAAAAUCAAAAUAUUGAUCAUUCACCAUUAAUCGUUAAAAUUGAAAGAGAUGGUUAUGAUGAUUUUGAAACAGCUGAUGAUUAUAUAUCAAACAAACCAACACCACGUGCUCGUCAAUUACAAAAGAAUCGUCGAAGAUCAUCAAAAAGUUCUUAUGAUGAUUCAUCCUAUAUGGAUUCAUCAAUAAAUAAAAAAGAAUUUUUACAUAAUUCAAAUUAUGAUAUAAAACAACACUAUGAUGAUGAUAUAGAUUAUGAAAAUGAAGCUGAAACAGCUGAUACAUUUGUUGAAAUGAUUGAUGAUGAAGAUAAUAUUAUUGAUGAGAAUGAUUUUAAUAUUAUUAAAUAUCGUUCGUCAUCUCAAAAGUUGACUUGA
Rotaria sp. Silwood2 is the source of this 2130-nucleotide messenger RNA. Lineage: Eukaryota; Metazoa; Rotifera; Eurotatoria; Philodinida; Philodinidae. The record is from the annotation of a GenBank genome assembly.